AUGACCCUCCGGCGGCGCGGGGAGAAGGCGACCAUCAGCAUCCAGGAGCAUAUGGCCAUCGACGUGUGCCCCGGCCCCAUACGGCCCAUCAAGCAGAUCUCCGACUACUUCCCCCGCUUCCCGCGGGGCCUGCCCCCGGACGCCGGGCCCCGCGCUGCUGCGCCCCCGGACGCCCCCGCGCGCCCCGCCGCGGCCAGCGCCGGCCGCCGCAGCCCCUCCGACGGCGCCCGCGACGACGACGAGGAUGUCGAUCAGCUCUUUGGAGCCUAUGGCGCCAGCCCCGGCCCCGGCCCAGUCCCCAGCCCGGGGCGGCCGCCCGCCAAGCCACCCGAGGAAGAGCCGGACGCCGACGGCUACGAGUCCGACGACUGCACCGCCCUGGGCACACUGGACUUCAGCCUGCUCUACGACCAGGAGAACAACGCCCUGCACUGCACCAUCACCAAGGCCAAGGGCCUGAAGCCGAUGGACCACAAUGGGCUGGCAGACCCGUACGUCAAGCUGCACCUGCUGCCAGGAGCCAGUAAGGCAAAUAAGCUCAGAACGAAAACUCUCCGAAACACUUUGAACCCCACGUGGAACGAGACCCUCACUUACUACGGGAUCACAGACGAAGACAUGAUCCGAAAGACCCUGCGGAUAUCCGUGUGUGAUGAGGACAAAUUCCGCCACAACGAGUUCAUCGGGGAGACCAGGGUGCCCCUGAAGAAGCUGAAGCCCAACCACACCAAGACGUUCAGCAUCUGCCUAGAGAAGCAGCUGCCGGUGGACAAGACGGAAGACAAGUCCCUGGAGGAGCGGGGCCGCAUCCUGGUCUCCCUCAAGUACAGCUCGCAGAAGCAGGGCCUGCUGGUUGGCAUCGUGCGCUGUGCCCACCUGGCCGCCAUGGACGCCAACGGCUACUCAGACCCCUACGUGAAAACAUACCUGAAGCCAGAUGUGGACAAGAAAUCCAAACACAAGACAGCAGUAAAGAAGAAAACCCUGAACCCAGAGUUCAACGAGGAAUUCUGUUACGAGAUUAAGCAUGGGGACCUGGCCAAGAAGACCCUGGAGAUCACCGUCUGGGAUUAUGACAUUGGAAAAUCCAACGAUUUCAUUGGUGGCGUGGUUCUGGGCAUCAACGCCAAGGGAGAGCGCCUGAAGCACUGGUUUGACUGCCUGAAGAACAAGGACAAGAGGAUAGAGCGCUGGCACACACUCACCAACGAGCUCCCGGGGGCCGUGCUCAGCGACUGA
Messenger RNA from Rangifer tarandus platyrhynchus (Svalbard reindeer), 1239 nucleotides. The record is from the annotation of a GenBank genome assembly. NCBI's taxonomy places the organism in Eukaryota, Metazoa, Chordata, Mammalia, Artiodactyla, Cervidae.